Molecule: messenger RNA, 1308 nt
Organism: Aspergillus bombycis
Lineage: Eukaryota; Fungi; Ascomycota; Eurotiomycetes; Eurotiales; Aspergillaceae
Exons: 3
Coding region: 1-1308 (435 amino acids)
Source: RefSeq, a predicted model, not a curated record
AUGUUCGCAUGGAAAAUACCUGAGAACAUGCCAAACUUGGCGGAUAGUGUCCGCAAAUUUUUGAACUGGAAUUGGCAUUCUUCGUCCCAGCAGAAUGAGCCGAAUCGGAGUGACGAGCGCUCUACGCAACCGUUACCUACGGAAACGUUGGAGAUGCCCGGGACAGCCACGCAUCCUGCUGGAAAGCCCUCACCGACUACUCCAGAGGGUCCACAUGGAUUGAAUUUGGUAAAUGGAUCGGAGCCAUUCAUUUCUACCCAGAAUUCCUCCUCUGCCAGCUGCCAUGUUGAAGCUAUGGAAUCCCUAUCCCAUCCCCAUGAGGACUCACCCAGUGUCAAUUCCCCCUUGAAUCCGUCUCAAAAUGAAACUAGUAAGGGCGCCAAUGCUGGUCUUUCACUUCUGGGCAGAUCUAAAGACCCACAGGAACACCAGACUGUGCCAGAUGGACCCGAUGCUGCGCACAUCGCUAAGAUAUUGAGCACCAACAAUAAAUUAUUAUCCCUGCAGAAUAAAGUUGCCUUUAAAAGAUCCGAGGUACAAGAGCUACGCACGGCUCUAAGGUUCAAGAGGGAGGAAGAGGCCGAUAUCAGAGCACAGUUUAUCAGACAUGUUACCGUGGCCCAAGGUACCCCGACAAGCAUUCAAUCCUUGCUUCAGAACAACGAGGCUCUUCUUUCCGCCACUGGUAUAUACUCGGAUAUGGAAGCAGAAUACAAUAAGGCAGAGAGUGAGCUGGAGCGGGAUGAGUACACGCUUAUCAGGGCUAUGGAAGACUUUGCCCGUUUAUCGCCUGGCCAUCAUUCUCUUCCGACGCCCAACGAGCCGUCCUUAAUUGAUCAUGAUAGUUUGAGUGACGUGAGGUCGACUACCAGCUCAGCCCCAGAGGAUCCGCCUGAUGUAGCGGAUUAUGUAUCCUGUGGAACUGACGGCCGUGACUUCGUAUACGAGCUUUAUCCAUCUGCUCCUCCCAAUCAGUCGGAGGAUCCUCUGAAGGCCUCCAUGGAAGAGGAUAUUUCUCCUUUUGACCCUAUCGAGGAGAAGGUCAGUCAGAAUAAAUUCGUCAACAAAUGGCUCCUUCACCGGCUUCGACAAUCAAGCGUUGAGAUUGGCCAUCUCAAGUCCCUGCCCGAGAUCAAAAGCCUAUGUGAUCAGGGUUACGAUGCGGAAAAGGUCAGUCAGCUGUCACUGAAACAAUGGUUUGAGGACGAGGCCACCGUAUCUCCCCCGCUACCACCAAUCACUAGUGAUAUGAGCGUUCAGGAGCCUGGAAGUGUUAGGGGUACGGCUUCCAGAAGCCAUUCGGUUUGA